Molecule: messenger RNA, 1086 nt
Organism: Lichtheimia ornata
Lineage: Eukaryota; Fungi; Mucoromycota; Mucoromycetes; Mucorales; Lichtheimiaceae
Exons: 8
Coding region: 1-1086 (361 amino acids)
Biological process (GO): protein phosphorylation
Molecular function (GO): protein kinase activity; ATP binding
Source: RefSeq, a predicted model, not a curated record
AUGCCUUUGCGAAAGAAACGUAAUUUCAAAAACUUGACACUCGGCAAUUCACCUGUUGUUGUAAGCCAACCAGAAGCAGUACCUGACAAACGACGGUCAUCUGUGCGACGCCUUGAAGAAGAAUACGACAGGCUGUGUGAAAAGAUUAAGGAUCUGGAACCUGGUCUUGAAUUGCGACUGGAUCUACGUCCUGACGACUUUGAGAAUGUUGAUGAGUUGGGUCGUGGUAACGGCGGCACUGUAUGCAAAGUACUGCAUGUAAGGACAAAUACGGUGAUGGCUAAAAAGGUUAUUCACGUCGAGGCCAAUAUGAAUGUUCGAAAACAAAUCAUGCGAGAACUUCAAUUCAUGCACGACUGCAACUCUCGGCACAUUGUCAGCUUUUAUGGUGCGUUCAUGAAUGGUGGUGACAUUUCGAUCUGCAUGGAGUACAUGGAUGUCGGUUCACUGGAUAGGAUUUAUAAGAAACAUGGACCAAUUCCUUUGGAUGUGUUGGGCAAGAUUGCUUAUGCAAUUGUGGAUGGGUUGAUAUAUUUGUAUGAUGAGCAUCGGAUCAUCCAUCGGGAUUUGAAGCCAUCCAACGUGUUGGUUAAUUCUCAGGGACAGAUCAAGCUCUGCGAUUUCGGAGUCUCCGGGCAACUCAUCAAUUCGGUGGCAGAUACAUUUGUUGGUACAAGCUCUUAUAUGAGUCCGGAACGUAUUAUGGGAUCUCCUUAUUCUGUAAAAUCCGAUGUUUGGUCUCUCGGCAUCUCGUUAAUGGAAUUGGCCUUGGCAAGGUUCCCUUUCCCACCCGAUGGCAAUGCAUUAUCAAUCUUUGAACUCUUGCAACAUAUUGUGAACGAGCCUGUUCCAUCGUUUCCACCCAACAAGUUCCCCGAUGUAUUGACAGACUUUGUGGACAAAUGCUUGGUGAAGGAUGUCAAACUUCGAGCAACGCCAAGUGAUCUCAUGAAACAUGAUUACCUUGUCAAUGCAGCAGCAGCCAAAGUGGACCUCGUCAAAUGGGCGUGCAAUGUAUCAAGUCCACCUGAAAGAAUCGAUCUCUCUAAAUUGCAAUCGUCAUCCAACGCUACCAGCAGAUCCUAA